This is a messenger RNA of Peromyscus leucopus (white-footed mouse), 3447 nucleotides long. Its product is annotated as zinc finger protein 844-like. Gene Ontology annotation, biological process: regulation of DNA-templated transcription. The transcript is spliced from 4 exons. Lineage: Eukaryota; Metazoa; Chordata; Mammalia; Rodentia; Cricetidae. The coding region runs from base 73 to 1224 and encodes 383 amino acids. The record is from RefSeq and is a predicted model, not a curated record.
CAGGCACCCUAUCCACUAUUGCUAGGAGUCUUAGCUGGUUUCAUCCUAUGGAUUCCUGGGAGAUUACUUGGCAUGAGAUUUCUCCCUAAUCCCAAAAUGCCCUCCUCCCCCAUCAAGGAUACAGUGACUUAUGAGGAUGUGCAAGUGAACUUCACCCAUGAAGAGUGGGCUUUGCUGGAUCCUUCUCAGAAGAAUCUCUACAGAGAUGUGAUGCUGGAAAUCUGUGAUAAUCUCACUGCUAUAGGUAUAUCAUCUGUCACUCUGGAUAUAAGCCAUGUGAGCAUAAGGGAUCUGGAAAGAGUAAUCAGUGUGGUAAAGCAUUUGCAUGGAAAAGUCUUCUUCACAGACAUGAAAGAAGCCAUACUGGAGAGAAACCCUAUGAAUGUAAUCAAUGUGGAAAAGCCUUUGCAAGUAAAAGUCAUCUUCACAGUCAUGAAAGAAUUCAUAGUGGAGAGAAACCCUAUGAAUGUAAUCAAUGUGGUAAAGCAUUUGCAUGGAAAAGUCUUCUUCACAGACAUGAAAGAAUUCAUACUGGAGAGAAACCUUAUGAAUGUAAUCACUGUGAUAAAGCAUUUACAUAUAAAACUGAUCUUCACAGUCAUGAAAGAAUUCAUAAUGGAGAGAAACCCUAUGAAUGUAAUCAAUGUGGUAAAACAUUUCCACAUAAAAGUCAUCUUUACUAUCACGAAAGAAAUCAUACUGGAGAGAAACCCUAUGAAUGUAAUCAAUGUGGUAAGGCAUUUGCAUGGAAAAGUGAUCUUCACAGUCAUGAAAGAAUUCAUACUGGAGAGAAACCUUAUGAAUGUAAUCAAUGUGGUAAAGCCUUUACACGUAAAAGUCAUCUUCACAGUCAUGAAAGAAUUCAUGUUGGAAAGAAACCUUAUGAAUGUAAUCAAUGUGGUAAAACAUUUGCAUGGAAAAGUUCUUUUCACAGGCAUGAAAGAAUUCAUUUUGGAGAGAAAGCCUAUGAAUGUAAUCAAUGUGGUAAAACCUUUACACAUAAAAGUGAUCUUCACAGUCAUGAAAGAAGUCAUAAUGGAGAGAAACCAUAUGAAUGCAAUCAAUCAACGUGGUACAAUAUUUACAUGGAAAAGUCAUCUUCACAGCCAUGAAAGAAAUCAUAUUGGAGAGAAACCCUAUGGAUGUAAUCAAUGUGGUAGAGAUUUGCAUGGAAAGGACAUCUUUGCAAUCAUAAAAGUAUCAUGCUGGAGACAAAGUCUGUGAAUGGAAUUAAUGUUGGAGAGCAUUCGCUUAUAACAGUCAUCUUCACACGUAAUGAAAGAAUUUAUAGUAGAACCCUAUCAAUGCAUUCAAUGUGGUAAAGCCUUUACGUAAUUUCCCAGUGUUUUUAAAAAACAUGAAAGAAAUCAUACUGGAGAGAUUGUCUAUUAAUGUAGUAGAGCAUUUAUAUAUAAAGUCAUCUUCAUAGGCAUGAAAAAAAUACAUCCUAGCGAAAAAAUCCUUUGAUCCUUAUAAAUCAGGUAAAGCUUUGAACACCAGGCACAGAAUACAUCAUUUUGGAGAUGCCAGUACCAUGUGGUGUCCACCAAGACCAUCAGCAGUGGUAAAGUGGAACCAGUAAGAGCCUAGAAAUUAUGUGUACCCAAGUCCUUUGGAGAAUCCCUGAAGAUUCUGUGUGGAUCUUAAUCACUAGAGGUUGAGUUAUUUUAUACAGUCAGACUUCAUUUUUUGCUUUUUUCAGGUUUUGACUGCCUUGCUUCUUCCUCUUGUACAGAGACAGUAUUUAAUUUAAUUUUGAUUUUUCCGUGAGCCAUAUUUGAAAGGCUUUGAAUUUUUAAAAGAGAUUUUAGAUUUUUAGUAAGGUUGCAUAUUUUUAAAGAGAAACUUUAAUGUGUAUGAAUUUGUGAAGAUUGUUGGACUUUUAUUAAAGCUGUUUAUGUUUUAAUGCAGUAUCUUGUGAAUGAAAAAAGAAAGGUUGGGGCUUAAUAAGGCCAUGUUUGUGUGUCAAAUUGAAAAGUGGUCAAUUGCACUGGCUAGUCCUAUGUCAACUUCACAACAAGCUAGUUAUGAAAGAAAGGAAACUCAGUUGAGAAAACUCCAUAAGAUCUGGCUCUAAGGCAUUUUCUUAAUUAAUGAUUGAUGGGGAGGUGUCCUAUGUUCGAUAAAAAAGCAGGCUGAGCAAGCCAUAGGGGAUAAUACAGUUAAGAAGCUACACUGCAUGGCCUCUGCAACAGCACCAAGUUCCUGCCCCAUUUAAUUUUCUGUCCUGACCUCCUUCAGUGAUAUAUAACAAUAUAGAAGUUUAGGCCAACUAAACCUUUUCCUCCCCAUUAUGCUUUUUGGUCAUGGUGUUUCAUUGCCAAAAUUCUAACUAAGACAUCUUGUCUCAAAAAUCCAAAAUAAGGAUUGUGGACAGAUGGCCCAGCAAUUAAACACACUGGCUGUUGUUCCAGAGGACACAAUUUCAAUUCCCAGUACCAAUAGGGAAGUUCAAAACUGUCCGUAUGUCCUCUUCCAGGGUCCUAUUCCAGGGAACACAAUACCCUCAAACAGACUUAGAUCCAAACAAAACACCUAUAAAUAUAAAGUAAAAGUAAAUUAUGUUUAAAAGAAUAUAUCAUGUUAUGGAACUUUCCCUAGCACAGCCUGGACUCAUCUCUACACAACAAAAUCUUUUGUUGUCUUCAUUUACAUUAAGAGAACUGUGUUUACAAUUACAAUAAGAAGCAAUGGUCAGAGUCUAUUCACAGACGGAUAGAAAGCAUUCAAUCUUUCAGUGAUCAUAUAGGAAAUUUCAUCACCUCCCAGUGAUAGAAGACAGAAACAAUAAUGGCACAACUUCAUCUACAAUAUUGGCAUGUUGAGAAUUUGACUCAGUUGUAAAGCUUCUGUUAGGUACCCAAUCCACAUGAGAUGGCUCAGAACUGCUAAUAAAGCCGUGUCCUGGAGAUAGGAUAAAUUCUUCUGGCUUCCUAGGGCACCAUGUAUGUAAAUGGUACAAAGACAAUUAUGUUUUUGUGUGAGUGUGUGUGUGACUCCAUAUUUUUAAAAGAACUUUCUUCAUGUAUAUGUUACAUUCUUUUUCUAAAAUAAAAUUAAUUAUAUUUAUUAUCAGACAUGGUCUUGGAAAGGAGUCAUUUGAAGAGAAUUCUGAAUACUUAUGUUAACACUCCAAGAAAAUGAAACAAAAGUCUUGUGACCUCAGUUUCUUCAAAUCCAAAAAUUGUUCUUGAAAUGUGUUUUUGUGCAGAUCAAUGUGAUUUGUCUCUUGGUUGCUCAUUAUUGCUUGGUGGUGUUGCUCAAUUAAAUGUUUGACCUAUCCUUUAUAUGCCUGAAUGGAAAAGCAUGUUCUUGUCCCAUGUGGCUUGCUCUGUCAUUGUAUACAACUUUAACUCAUGAGAACUUCACUCAUGUAACCUUUCUUAACCUGCAGAGUAUAAAUUGUCUCAGGCAAUGAAUAAAGUUGGCUCUUGUAUGAGAUUUUAA